This is a messenger RNA of Striga asiatica, 3355 nucleotides long. NCBI's taxonomy places the organism in Eukaryota, Viridiplantae, Streptophyta, Magnoliopsida, Lamiales, Orobanchaceae. The record is from the annotation of a GenBank genome assembly.
AUGCUCCGGAGUUGUAAACUCGCCGGAAAAAGCAACAACGGCGGUGGCAAGGUGAGAGCGACAGGUACGGGUGAAGGUCGUCUGACGGAGCCGAGCCAGAGUCGGUCCAUGCUCUGGCGGAGCAACCCGAUGCUCCGUCGCCAUCGCCGAGCAACCGCCACCGUCGGAACCGCCAUCACAGUCAAUUUCCGUCUACCUUCACAAGAGAAAAGGUUAAAUCCCUCCGUCGCCUUUCUCUCCCUUCAAAUCGCCGCCGUCGCCUGUCCAGUUCCGGCCGUCACUCCCGCCGCCGACCACGUCCGGUCAGAUCGCCGUGCUCAACCCGGCGCCGCCGCACUCAGCGGCGUCGGUCCACUGUGCAACUCCUCCUCUCAUAGCCAUCGGGUGGUGCGGCCGGUGACGGGAAUGGUAGUGGCUGGGACAUCGACCGGAGCUGAGUGGCACCGCAGGGAACCGCCAUCCGCCGCAGUGCCUGGGAAAAGGAGCCCUACUUUGUUGCCGGUGGAGUCUCACGCACCCUCAUCUACGGUGGCGCUUUUGACCUCGCAGGAUGGAAAUGAAGAGCUCGUGCUCGUCGUUUUUCACGACAAUGGCAACAAUGCUAACCAGCUCGAUCAAAAGCCGAGAACUAUUGCGGAGGUUUUCAAGGUGGGCGAGGAGACUGCAAGGAAGCUUCAGGGGCAAAACGAUGAGAAGGGCCAUAUUGUGAAGGUUGAUGAGGGACUUCAGGUGCGACAUAAUAUUGCCAUUGCGGAGAAUUUUCAAGAUGGCUGUUCAGAUCCUAAAAGGCUUAUUGGAGCACUUGAAAACAUCCUGGAAGUUAUUCCCAUCCUUUCCAUGAUUGAACCCAACACCUUCAUACUGAACAUUACGUUCUCCUCCAAUCUUCCUUUUCUUAUUUGCCUCUCCCCUCAUCAGUUGGUCAAACCCAACCUCAAUACAAACAUUGGGGAUAAGCGUCUGCUGAAACAAAGUGAGGAGCUUGCACAUACAUCUGCAGAACCCUUGGAGAUUACCAGCAAUGAUGGAAGAAAAUCUAUGGCUGUCGUGAAGGGACCUAAUAAUGCUGUGCAUCAGCUUUCUAGUUCAUCUGUUUACAACGACGACUUUGACACCUCUGUUGCAAUGUUUAACUUAGCUGUUAUCUGGUUUCAUCUUCAUGAUUAUGCCAAAUCAUUCUCAUAUUUGGAAACAUUUUAUCGGAACAUUGAACCCAUUGACGAGGCAACAGCCCUUCGUAUAUGCCUUUUGUUGCUGGAUGUUGCUUUAGUAUUUCAUCAUGCAUCAAGAUCUGCUGAUGUUAUAAGCUACAUGGAGAAAGUCUUUUGUGUCAACAACUUGAUUAGUCAAGUAGAUAAUGGAACGUCAGCACAUCAACAAUCUUCCUCGGUUUCAAAACCUACUUCUCUAGCAAGCAAUUCGACUGUGACCGAUUCUUCACAUACGGAUUCUGUUGCUGCAAAUACAUUAGAAAACUCUUUAGCCAGAACUUUGUCUGAAGAAGCACUUGAAGACGAAUCAUUGCAGCUGCUAUCUUUUCUUAACAUUAGCGGUCAAAACGUUCAGAGACUUUCCAGCAUUUCACCUUCACAUGACCUUUCAAGAAGCCAAUCGGAAAACUCCUUAUCCGUCGCCGAUUUAAGGCUUAAGCUGCACCUUUACAAAGUUCGUUUCUUUCUUCUCACGCGGAAUCUCAAAGCAGCCAAGCGUGAAGUCAAGAUGGCUAUGAAUUUAGCUCGUGGCAAGGAUUAUCCCCUGGCCCUUUAUUUAAAAUCUCAGCUCGAAUAUGCCCGAAGGAACCAUCGCAAAGCAAUCAAACUUCUGAUGGCAUCAAGUAAUCGAACAGAGACAGGUAUCUCUAGCAUGUACUACAACAAUCUCGGGUGCAUCUAUUAUCAACUGGGAAAGUAUCAUACGUCGGGUAUAUUCUUCUCCAAAGCACUAAAGGGUUGCUCACUUGUUCGUAAAGGGAAACCCCCGAAACUUCUAACUCUGUCCCAGGAUAAGUCUCUUCUGAUAUCCUAUAAUUGUGGUAUGCACGCAUUUGCCUGUGGCAGACCUUUCCAUGCCGCGCGCUGUUUUCAAAAGGCCAGCCUAAUUUUUUACAACAGACCACUUUUAUGGUUACGAAUUGCUGACUGCUGUCUGAUGGCUCUGGAAAAGGGUCUGAUAACGCCAAAUUUUUCGGCUCCCAGCAGAUCUGAUAUCAGAGUCAACGUUAUUGGGAAGGGAAAAUGGAGGCAUCUUGCUUUGAGUUAUGAUGAUUCGUCUGUGAGUGAUGGAAAACAGCCCGAGCUCUCGAUAUCUCUUGCCUGGCAUUGUCUUGUCAAUGCUUUGUAUCUCUUGGACUCCUCCAAGGCAAAGUAUUCUGUUUCUGGUUCUUCGCCACUUGGUACUAUGGAAAACGAGUCGAAAGAAAAAACGCUUCAAACAAACCACACGAAUGUUGGGGAUGGUAACCCCAGGGAAUCUAAUUCAUCAUCUGGUCCAGGUCAAGUUAUUUCAAACGGCCAAGCGAAAGAGCAAAAGAGUGGAAACAAUUCGAGUGCAUCACUACAGAACUCUGUAAACGACUUUGACAACAUUUGUAUGAAGGAGAAUCAUAUGAUGAAGCAAGCCGUGCUGGCCAAUUUGGCUUAUGUCGAGCUGGCGCUGGGAAAUCCUUUGGAAGCUCUAUCGACGGCAAAGUCCCUUUUGGAACUUCCUGAAUGUUCAAAGAUAUACAUUUUUCUGGGGACUAUAUAUGCAGCCGAGGCUCUGUGCCUACUAAAUCGGCCCAAGGAAGCAGCUGAAGGCCUGUUGAAGUAUGUUUCAAGUGGGAAUCUUGUUGAGCUACCUUAUAGCCGAGAAGACUGUGAAAAGUGGAAAGUGGAAAAGGUUUUUGACAACGAUGAUUCGAAAAGUGCACAGGCAGCUGAUGAAUCCCAGGGAUCAUCUGUGUUUUUUCUUAGUCCUGAAGAGGCACGUGGAAUAUUGUUAGCGAAUUAUGCUGCUAACUUGGCUUUGCUGGGAGAUCUCGAGCAGGCUCAGCAUUUUGUGACCAAGGCAUUAUGUGAUAUACCUAAAAGUCCACAAGCUAUACUUACAGCGAUUUAUUUGGAUCUUAAGUGCAGCAGGACACAAGAAGCUAUUGAGAAGAUGAAACAGCAUGGUGCUGUUAGGUUUUAUCGAAGAAGUUUUAAGUUGAAUGGAUCUUCUUGAUUGUUGUUGAGUUGUUUUCCAUGUGCAAUCACCCUCACUUCGAGUUAGCAGGUAGCUCGAAGGAUGUGUAACAUGUAUAUCGCUGGAGUCAGGGAAAUAAGUGUUCAUUUUCUUUUUUCCUUUUCUCCCCANUAGUGGCUUAAUUUUGUUGAUU